Molecule: messenger RNA, 345 nt
Organism: Solanum verrucosum
Lineage: Eukaryota; Viridiplantae; Streptophyta; Magnoliopsida; Solanales; Solanaceae
Product: nudix hydrolase 10-like
Exons: 3
Coding region: 1-345 (114 amino acids)
Molecular function (GO): NADH pyrophosphatase activity; NAD binding; ADP-ribose diphosphatase activity
Source: RefSeq, a predicted model, not a curated record
AUGACAAUGCCAACACAAGAAGAAGAAGAAAUCAGAGAAGAGCGUUGUCGAGAUGGAUAUUGUAUUGUUGCUCAUUCUAGGCAAAGUCAUAAAUCAUUCUUUGUUUGCAUGCUUAAACCACUCUCUUAUAACAUCCAGAAGCAAGAUUCUGAAAUCGAGGGAGCCCAGUGGAUGGCUAUUGAGGAAUAUGCAGCACAUCCUUUUAUAAUGAAGCAUGAAAUGUUCAAUAAAAUAGCAGAGAUUUGCUUACCAAAAAAAGAGAACAAAUACAAUGGCUUCUCCAAAGUGCUUAUGACUUCUGCAUUUUCUACUAAGAGGACUUAUUUGUACUACAAUCAAAACUAA